ACAUGUACUUAUGUCGGUCGACUUCUUUCUCUCUUCUCUCUCUAAAAAACUUUUCAGAGAAAAAGAUUUCGAUCGGGUUUAUGGUCAUGCCGUGCCGGCUUAUGAUUUCAUAUGUAGUCCGGUCUUGCUGUUCUAUCUUGUUGUCUUAUCUCGCCGUCCGGUGUAUCCGGCUUUCCUCACGGCUAUUUCGUUGCCGUUUUUGUUGUUUCACCGAACUGAUUGGGGAAACACUUUGAUCUCAGUUUCUUCUUCCUUUCCUAGCUGGAAUUUCCCAUGGCCUAAUCUCGAUCCGCUCCACCACCAUCUACAACGAGGUUGCUUGGCUCCUUUCAACCGUAUUUUCGUCGAUUUGUUCGACUAUAAUGGCCCGGCGUUCUUGACGGUUUCAAUUACCUCAUUUGAGGUCCGUCUUGCCAUUCUAGGAAGCCAAAGUUUCAAUUGUCGAAGUCUACUCUCUUAUCAACUGAUGACAAGAGUUCAGAAGCUUUACCUCAUGUGGUUGCUAGUUUUCCGGCGACUUCUUUUAUGCUUUUGUUCUUGGGAAAGAUACAGUGGUGGAAAGAAGAACCACUGAAGUUAGAUUGCAUUCUUAAUCUCUUUUUUGGUUUAAUAGUUUCUUUGUUCAGUAAUAAUGUGUGGAGAUGAUUCUGGUUGUUAUUUUGCUGGAAAAUAUGCUCAAACAAAGUUUGUGGGUACCGGUUAUUUAUGUUUGCCGGUUAACCCGGUUUGUAAGGCCGUUGGUUUAAUAAAUAUCCUUUAGAA
Capsella rubella is the source of this 762-nucleotide messenger RNA. RefSeq lists its product as uncharacterized. NCBI's taxonomy places the organism in Eukaryota, Viridiplantae, Streptophyta, Magnoliopsida, Brassicales, Brassicaceae. The transcript has 2 exons. The record is from RefSeq and is a predicted model, not a curated record. Bases 11 to 574 code for a protein of 187 amino acids.